GCUAAUUCUGCAGCGUGUAACGCUCGAUACCUAUUCUGACGGGCCAUUAAGCUUCACCACGUCUGACAGUCGCAACGAUGAGUAACUCCAGCCACGUUGGCGGUCAUUCCAUAGUGUACCUGCGACAUUUGCUCGAGGAAAGUGGAAAUGGCUACGAUAUCACGGAUCAUCCACUCCACAAGCGCUUCAUGGAGGUCGUCGGUAGUCCCAGGAGGCCGCCCCCUCGUAUAGUAUUGCCUAAAAGGAAGAACAAAAGGUUGCUGGUCCAGUCCGAACGGUCGAAAGAAGGCAGUGCGAUGAAGCCGAACCGUGGCGUACGGCGGUCACUUGAUGUCAAGACAGGGCCUAAAGGAUGCGUGUCAAAAAUCAGGAGUGAAGAAGGUGUCAUGGAUGGUAAACGCACGCACAGUCACACGGAGCAGAACACCGCGUAUUAUCCGGUUGUAGAGUCCGGUACAGCUGCUGAUCCCGAGGUCGGCUUGGAUGCCGUCGCGAAGGGCACACAGACGGAUGAAAUGGGCGCCUUACGCGAGGGCCGUCAAAAGCGAUGGUUGGAUGACGUCGAGGAUGAUGAAUCCAACUCGAGCGAUGCCGAAAGUGAUAUGUCAGACACGCUGUCGGAGUCGUCCAAUGAAGAGGGACUUCACAGCUCACACAAGAGAGAGUUCACUGAGGCAUUCGACGAGGACAUUGACAUGAAGGGUCUAGAUGAUAAUGUGCCAAGCAAGAAAAUGAGGGCCGAAGCAGUAUUUGGUGGUCAUAAUGAACAAUCGGCCCUUCCGAACUUCGAAGCCAGCAGAGUUUCUGGCCACGUUCCUGUUGCUCGACGCGAGCACGACAUAGGAUCAACCUCUACUUCAUCGCCGAUGCGAUCUGACCUUGAGCUGCCAUCGCGAGAUGCAAGCUGUACAUUGUGGACGAAUGAGACUUCGAGAUAAGCCCAUUUCUUCAACUCCCCGAAACAGAUGGUGUGCUGUGGGAGGAUUAUCACUGGUUCGGACUCAAGAAAAUGACGUGUUGAGCGAAACGGACAGUUGCCUGAGCGAGGAGGCGCAGUUUUGAAAGUCAGGAAGUUGACGGAUGGCUGGUGACGUUCUGAAAGGCUGGUUGAAUAGGAACAAGUUGCUCUUCGUGGUUUGUCUUUGAAUAUUGACUAUAGAUUGAUGUUCA
Molecule: messenger RNA, 1170 nt
Organism: Laetiporus sulphureus 93-53
Lineage: Eukaryota; Fungi; Basidiomycota; Agaricomycetes; Polyporales; Laetiporaceae
Exons: 6
Coding region: 78-938 (286 amino acids)
Source: RefSeq, a predicted model, not a curated record